Rubroshorea leprosula is the source of this 741-nucleotide messenger RNA. The record is from the annotation of a GenBank genome assembly. Lineage: Eukaryota; Viridiplantae; Streptophyta; Magnoliopsida; Malvales; Dipterocarpaceae.
AGGUGCACCAAAGAAACUCAAGAAUUCAUUAUAUUGCAGAGACCAAACAAGAAGAAGAAGAAUGCACGGACAAGUUUCCAACGAGCUAGAAGUCGAUGUCCCAGCGAGUAAAGUAUGGGAGAUCUAUGGCACCACAAAACUUCCACAGCUUACUCAAGAAGCACUCAAGGAUUUUGUUGAAAAGGUUGAGAUUGUUGGUGAUGGAGGAGUAGGAUCUACUGUCAAAAUUGUCUUUGUACCAGGAGUGAUACCCGGGAUUACUUGGUACAAGAAGAAGUAUACCAAGGUUGACAAUGAGAAUCGAGUGAAGGAAACAGAGGAUGUGGAAGGGGGAUAUCUGGAUUUGGGCUUCACUUUGUAUAGAGUUCGAUUCGAGAUCAUUGAGAAAGAUAAGGAUUCAAGCAUCAUCAAAUCAACUGUUGAGUAUGAUCUCAAGGAUGAAGCUGCAGCUAAUGCCUCCAUCAUCAGCAUUGCGCCAUAUGCCAAGCUUGCACAAGCUGCGAAGGAGCAGCUCAUUAAAACCAAAGCUUAAUCAAUUAAUUAUUAGAAAUGAGAUUAAUCAUGAUGAUAUGGGUAUUUCAUCAUAAUUAAUCAAAAUAAACCUAAAAAAUAAACGUAUAAAUAGCUAGUUCCUUAACUUUCAUCCUGUUGGAUGUUAAAAAAUAAGUAUUGUGUAAUUUGAUAUGUAAAAUUGAGUAUCCCUUGUGUUCUAAAUUAAGUUAAUAAUAUAUUGUUUUACGU